AUGGAAAAGAGCAAGUAUGUGAUCAGUUUUUUAACUAAGAAAUUGACUCGACUGGAGUUUAUAGACAAAGAUGAAGACUAUGGUUAUGCUAAGAACGUAGAUGGCUCUGGACCCCAACAAUUGGUAUCAGAGCGAUCCAAUUGUCCCAACAAUGGUUUAGUUUGUUUCUCAACAAUUUCCCGGGAUCCCAUCUACAUAUGCAAUCCCGUCACCAAGGAAUAUGUUUACCUUCCAGCAGUAAGCUCGGCUAAAUCAUAUAGUAUUAACUGUGGAUUUGGUUACCAUAACUCGUUGGACGAGUAUAAAGUUGUUCGGAUCUACAGUGAGUUAUUCACUUAUAGAGCUCAAGUAUACACUUUGGGUAGUGGUCAUGGGCGGAAAGAUACAAGAACUUUUGAAUAUUCAAAAAAAAAAAGAAAAAUUCAAUUUUUAAAGGGCCCUGGUAUUUGUGCAAGCGGGGCUCUCCAUUGGCUACACUCCUGGGAAACUGAAAUUGUGGCUUUCGACUUAGCAGACGAGGAGUUCCGGUGGAUCCCAUUACCACCACUUUCACCGGAAAAAAUUGUCUCUAAAUUUUAUCUUAAAUUGUUAAGUGGACAUUUGUGUGUUGUUCGUAUAGAUGUAGGAGAAAAAGAUAAAUUUAUUCACAUAUGGGCAUUACAGAAAAAGAAAAAGUUUGGCAGCUAUGAGACGAAAUUGCAUGAGUUCAUCGACUCCUUGAGUUGGAGUAAGAAAUUUUGUUUUUCAUGUACUAAGGAUGUGGCGUAUAUGCCGUUUGCAGUUACAAAGAGCAAUCAAGUUCUGAUGUCGGAUGGUGAAAGUGUCUUUUGUUAUGACUUCUCGGAAAUUGCAAUAAAGAAACUAUGGAAUGGAAGUCCAAGGAGCGGCAUUCAAGCAAUUCCUCAUGUGAAUAGCCUUGUUUAA
Papaver somniferum (opium poppy) is the source of this 924-nucleotide messenger RNA. RefSeq names its product F-box/kelch-repeat protein At3g06240-like. The transcript is spliced from 2 exons. The record is from RefSeq and is a predicted model, not a curated record. The coding region runs from base 1 to 924 and encodes 307 amino acids. Lineage: Eukaryota; Viridiplantae; Streptophyta; Magnoliopsida; Ranunculales; Papaveraceae.